AGGGUAUCUGUUAAGGGUAUUGUCCGAUCUGUUGAAGCUGACCAAAGAAGAUCGCACGAAACGGCUAGUGAAAUUACGCCAACAACUUCAAAUUCUGCUAAAAUAAAUGGGGAGUUUCAGGACAACAAUUUAUCUUUUAUCGAGAAAGAUCCGUUGAAAAAAGCGAUCCUGAAGAAAGGAUUGGACAUUGUCCGGAAACGAAUGAGCACUAUGUCGGAGGUCAGUAUUCAAGAGGAUGAACCACCAUCAAAAUCAUCAACAGCUGAGGAAGACCUGAAUAGGGAGCUGGAAGGCGAGUGGUGUACGGUAGGCGAUGUACCGUUGCUUGACAAGGAAGUGGAAAGGGCCGAACGAGCAGUAGAAACGGCUCGUAGUGGCAAUAUGAGCAGUGAGACCGUGGAGAAAGCUGAGACAAGAAAAGCUGAAAUGGUUGAGCGGCGGCGGGCGACUGUCACGGCGUUGGACAAGAUGAAAGCGGCUGAGGAUGGACUGCAUAGCAUUGCCACCUCAUUGGAAGCUACAAGCAGCAGUGACAUAUCGCUAUGUGGUGCGAUCAUCGAACUACGGAAGUCUCGAGAUCGACUAGCCUCCUACGAAACCCUCAAAAAAGAGGCUGAACGGGCUGCUGAAAGGAUGCUCGCACUGGACGACAACGUACCGCAAGUGCAAACUGCAACUCGUAAUCGGAUUCGCAAGUUGGGCGAACAAUGGCAUGAGUUGGAAAACGUAAUCGAGGAUCAUCUGAGCUGUGCACGAAAAGAACAUCGGCGGUCUAUACAAAGUGAGUUGCAAAGGUUGUUUUACCCACUCCACCACCUGAAACAGGAAAGAAAAUUCAUUUUGAUCGAUAUUCCUCUACAGAACUUGGAGAGCCUUCUGGAGAAAGUAAGUUCACCUCUGGAAGUCGACGAAGAGGCUACAUCGAUGGACGAGUCGUUCGUACGUGAUUCGUUCGCACGACUGAACGAAUCGCGGCAACGACUGGCAGAAGCGGCACGCGAGCGAAUCGCUGAGCUGUCGCGUGCGGUCGCCGACUGUGAACGAUUUGAAAAGCAGAUGGCGGAUAUGCAACAAUGGUCGUCGCAUGUGUCAUCGCUUCUCGAUCUCAGGAAAUCCGGUGAUGUCUCAGCUCUCGAUGUACCGGAUGAGUAUAAGGUUUGUCGCAACAUCUUCUCGGAGCUGAGCCAGAAAUUCGCCGAUUUCAAACAUCCGAAAUCGUUUGUGGAAAAACUCGAUCGUACUAUUCACAAACUUGACGAUGUUGAAAAUUCUCUCGAUGAUAUGACAGGUACUUUCGGAAUAAUUAUUUUUUUAUUGACUUUUAUGGGUAGAUUUUGGGUGAAGACCUUAAUGGUCAUUUUUGAGCAAGGAAAAACUGAUCAAAGCGUAGGAAUACUCGUAUUAAUACACCAUCAGUUUCUAAGUUGGACUGAAUGUGGGAGGAGCGAUCUGGAUACAGUAGAACGUCUAGAGGAUUGCGUUGACAUGUACGGUAAGCUUCUGAAGGAAUCAGAGGCUGUAGAAGAAUUUCUGGAUCAACUGGAAUAUCGCCUUGACAAGUACGCGAAUGACGAAGAGGUUGUUGACGAGUUAGUAAGCGAAUGGAAUCGUCACGAAGCUUCACUGAAGAAUUUGGAGGAACUUGAACGGUUACUGCGUGAAAAUGCAGUGAAGAUUAGUGAAAGUGUUUGUGUAGAGAAACGACGCAGAGCUGAUGCACUGAAAAUGCGACUGGACGGUUGGAGUAGGACUGUACAGGAGAUGAACAACGAUGAGGAUACGCUGUUGAUGCAAGUUGAUGAACUUCAUGACUAUUUGGUAAAUGAGCUCGACAAGGUCAAAGAUAAAGAACCAGAAGAGAUCGCCAGCACACUACGAUUUCUCCGCGGCGAUCGCGAUCGAUUAUCGUCGCGCGCGCGGAAACUCGCCGCAAUCAAUCCGCGAAUGGCGAACGCGAAUCUGUGCGGCGAUGUGACGGACCGUUGGCAACGGCUCGAAUCUCGACUACACGCACCGCCCACCGCACCGCAAGCGGUGGAAAUUGAUGGAGCAGAGUUGAAUGUCGACUUACCGUUCCAUGAAAAGAUUGAUUUGCUCAAAAAUUGCUUUGAUAAAGCCAAAGCAAGUCUGGACUUUGAUACGUCUCCAGUCAGCAGUGUCAUCCAAUGGGAUAAACGACUUAAGGCUGUGGAUAACUUUCUUACCGAGUCACGUACUGCCCUCAACGAUGUCAUCGACAAAGGGCGGAGUCUGGCAAAUAGCGGCCGUAUGGAACUCGACACUCAUCGUGCUAUCGAGAAACUCGACGACAUUAAUUUAUUUCAGCUCGAAAUGGAACUGGAUUCUCAAAAAGCAGUCCUGGACCCAUUGUUGGCCGAAGCCGAAGCGGUCGAUAAAGAUCGCGAAGCAGCCGAAGCAGUCGUGGACGCAUUGGCCUCUCGAAAUCUGAACGAUCCUGCCAUAGCAAGUGCCACGCGACAAGACCUCGCCGAUCGCGAUUCACAGUUCGCCGCGCUAUCGCAGCGAGCCGCUGCGAUUCAUGCCGCCUUACCAGGGAAGUCUAGCGCCAGUCGCGAUACCACCCUGGCGACACUGUACGAAAAACUGAACCGACUUGAAACCCUGCUCUUGCAACCGGGUUCACGUUCGAUAGCCACUGCGACACCGAUUCGAACUUCUCCCGACAGGACCAGUAUGAGCAGUACGGGAUUAGAGGUGCAGGCUGGAGCGGUUUGCGCAGUAAUGGUAGCACUUAUGUUGUUGGGUGGAAAAUUUUACCUGGGAAAGUUUGGUGGAAAAUUUAGCGUGAUAAAAAUCCAGAACCAUUUGCAUAUUUUGCAGAAAAUGUCGGACGAUCUCAAGAAAGCGCUACAAAAAGUGGACGAGCAUCAGAUGACAAUGGAUGUGCUCGAAGUUUCGCAUACACAGGAACGAGUGGAAGCCCUCAGAAAGGAUUUGCAAAAGAGAAAAGAAAGAGCUGCAAACGAUAGAGAAGAGUGGAAUAAACUCCAAAAAGUAAGUCAUGGUUAUUCCUUAAUUAAUACUUGGGAGGCUACUCAACUGGUUGCUCUCGUUAAGUUUCGAGAGCUUUUUACAUUCGUAAUUGCUGAUCGAAAGAAAUGGUCUCAUAAAGAGCGUCUGCUGGCCCAAGUCAGUGUCGAUCCUGGGGCUAAGCAUGAUGUACGACGAGGUGUCAGUGAAGUCGCAAAGCGCAUUGCUGAUGUGGGUUUACGUAGCGACUUGGUCGAUCGGCUACACUCACUCGCCCAGUGUAAACGUGAAUGUGAAGCGUUCUGGCGACAAGUGGACGAUAUGGCGCGACGCGGUGCCGAUUUGCAGCGGCGAUGUCAAGCCAUCAACGAUGCCGUCAUUUUCACACCAUCACCAGACCAUGUGCUGUCUUGUCGUCAUGACGCUGAGACGCUUAGGAAGGACAUCGCCUCCAUUAAGGAACGUGUUCAGCGAGCUAACGCCGAGCAUGUCAAGCUUGGCGGCAAAAGCGAAAAGCGACUUUUAUCGAUUUUUACGCCUACCUUGGGCCGCGCCCUUUUUCCUUGGUACGGUUGGAUAAAAAGACUUCUUUUCAGUGGUAUGCCUCGUCUGAAUGCUCGCGAUACGAACAAUUGGCAAGCUUUAACGCAGUUACGGCAUUGGCUUAAUGAAUUGGAGCGGGAUGCCAGUCUUACCGUAGACCUAUGCGAUCGGACAGCAAUCCGUGAAAUGACGAAUACGUCGCACUUAUGUAUAUACAAGUUAGAUGAUGGAAAACCGAAAGGGAUUGAAUUUGGAAAAAUUACAUAUAUUCAAGGGGAAAUAUAUUAUAUAAAAGAAGUUGAAGACAUCAGAAGUCAGAAAAAUAGAAGAUCAAUUUCUCAGGGAAACGCUAUGUUGGACACCUUCACUCGCGAUGAUGCUCACACCCUCAGUCACGAACUGAGCAAGCUGAAUAUGCGAUGGAGUAAAUUCAACGACAAUCUUCGAAUUCGUCGAGCUGUUCUGGAAGCGACGCAACGGUCACGAAGCGAUUUCCACACAGCAUUUGCUGACUUUGAAAACUGGCUUGAUCGAAUUGCUGGUACUGUCGGCGAAUUGGAAUCUCUGACGGCAAAUACACAAUCGCUAAAGGAUACCACUAAGCGACGCGAGUGGAUUCAGCAGAAUAAGUCUUUGGAAGCCGAACUGGAUGCCCAUGAAGAGGUUCUAAAGGCGAUAGAUGAGAUGGGACAAAAACUAGGCGCUGGAAUCGAUUCCGGAAAAGAUCGAUCUGAAGUCCAAAAUCGGCUGGAUGCAGUGGCACAACGAUGGAAGGAAGUGCGUGAAACCGAGAACCUCAUGCUCGAACAACAGCCUGUUGGUGGUAGUCUGACUGCUGUAAUGGCUCAAAGUACAUGGAUGAAGAACAUGGAAAAGGAAAUGGAACAGAAGGUUUCCAUUACCAAUGCUCACUCGUUCCUAAUGCAACACGAUCUCCGACCAAAACUUCAUCGACCCGGAGUUCUGGCUGAGGAUGAUGAAGAUGAACGGAAAGACGCCGAACAACGACGUUGCGGCCUACAGAUUCAUGUCGAUUGUGAAAAACUGAAGGAGAAAUGGGCUGAAUUUGGUGUUCAGUUUGCUGAUUGGGAUCGUGCAAUACACGCUGCCGCUUUGCGUCUACAGGAGCUGGAGCGGGCUUUGGCUGAGUGCCAGCUACAUCUGAGUUCGGUCGAAUCAGAAGUGGAACAACUGCGACCAGUCGAACGGCUGCGACUCGAAGAACUGAAGGAUGCUCGACGUCAAUGCGAAUCGUUGGCUAAUCGUGUCGCCGAUUUGCGAAUCCAUGUCGAUGACGCCAACGACGCUUGUGGCCGAGUACUCGCUGCCGACACCCCGCUUGAUCAGCAUCCGCGAAACCAACUCGAUUCCGUCAAUGAACGUUUCAUGGCACUGAAGACGGCUCUUCGUGUGCGAACUGCCGCUUUGCGAAAUGUGGACCCGUCUCCCUACCUUGGCAACGUGCAAUUUCUAAAACCAACCAUUCUGAGGAGAGAUUUCUGUUUUUUCAGCCACACCACUGAGAAGACCCAGUGGGAGCAUCCUGUGUGGGUGGAAAUGGCCAAGGAGUUGUCGCAGUUCAAUCGCGUGAAAUUCAUUGCCUACAGAACGGCCAUGAAACUUCGAGCACUUCAAAAACGACUCUGCCUUGAUCUUGUUGACAUUCCGAUGCUGGAAAAGUGCUUUUCACGUUUGGCCGGCUUAUCAAAUGAAGAGCUGCCCGGUUUGGAGGGUAUGGUUACCAGUAUAUUGCCGUUGUUCGAACAACUUAACGCCAAGCACCCACAAAUGGUCCGAAGUGUCGCCUUAGCUGUGGAUCUCUGUAUUAAUUUCCUGCUGAAUUUAUUUGAUCCAUCUCGAGAUGGUAUCCUUCGAGUACUGUCAUUCAAAACGGCUCUUGUUGUAAUGUCCAGUGCUCCAUUGGAAGACAAGUACCGAUGUAAGUGGUUUUCAGAAGAAAAGCGAAUUUUCCAGAAAUUUAACUGUGAAACACUUUUUGUUAGGAUUCCCCGACUAGUCGGUGAAGCCGCGGCGUUUGGUGGCUCAAACGUUGAACCCUCUGUACGGUCGUGCUUCGAGACGGUGCGUCUGGCACCAACGAUUACUGUCGGGCCGUUUUUGGAAUGGUUGAAGCAGGAACCACAGAGCAUUGUGUGGUUACCCGUAAUGCACCGAUUGGCAACAGCCGAAUUUGCCAAGCAUCAAGCCAAGUGUAACGUGUGCAAAAUGUUCCCAAUCAUCGGUCUACGAUAUCGCUGUCUGCGUUGCUUCAACCUGGAUCUUUGCCAAAACUGUUUCUUCAGUCAACGAACAGCGAAGAAACAUAAACUAAAACAUCCGAUGCAGGAGUACGCAGUGCCGACAACUUCCUCCGAAGAUGCCAGAGACUUUGCUCGAAUGGUUCGGAAUAAAUUUUCACGGAGCAAAAGCAGUUUAGGCUAUCUACCAGUUGACGUCGGUGACGAAGGCCGUCCACUUACGAUCGCUGCACCCUCAGUUCGAAAUCCUGCCACCGAUCCCAUUCAUCUGCGAUCGGCAGCAAUUGCUCAUCGCCUCGCUGAGCUCACCAUGUCUCAACCAGCGGAGCCACUGGAUGAGCGUUUGGCAGAUGUCCAAAGUCCUGCCCAGCUCAUCAAUCAGGUGGAUCAGAUGCAAAAAGACGAGUUGGAUCAAGUGUUGCAACGACUACAGCUUGAGAAUAUGGAACUGAAACGUGAGUAUGAAUCGGGAAUCGUCAUCGACACCUAUCAAUCAAAGCGCCACCUCUCUGGAUGGUCAGGGGACACAUCCGUGAUGGAUGAAGCACGAGCGCUGCGUCUGCAUAAGCAACGUCUUGAGCAUCGUUCUCGUAUAUUGGAGCAACAAAACGAACAGCUCGAACUGCAAUUACAACGGCUAAAGAAGGUCAUUGAACAGCAAAAAGAGAACGGUUCUCGUCAAUGGAACGGCGAUCGGGAAUGGUCAGAACGUCGUUCGCAACCGCCAUUCGCUACCGGUGUCGAUGAUCGUUACGGCUACGACACGGCUCGAUCGAGAGCCUCUGAACGAACAGUCGGUAGCGGACCCAUCUGGAAUGCCGAUGACGACCGCGGAGCCGCCGAUACUGCAAGCGGUCAUCCAACCCGAAUGCAAUCCCUGUUGGCCACGGUGGACGAUUUGGGCCGAGCUAUGGAGAAUCUCGUGGUGUCGGUAGUCUAUGACAGUGAUCAGGAUCANCAUACCCUUCUCAAUGACGGCGAAAUAUCGCAUCAUUUGCUGUUAGUGCUCGUAUUCUUGCGUUCAGACCUUCAAGGAUAG
This is a messenger RNA of Haemonchus placei, 6831 nucleotides long. NCBI's taxonomy places the organism in Eukaryota, Metazoa, Nematoda, Chromadorea, Rhabditida, Trichostrongylidae. The record is from the annotation of a GenBank genome assembly.